Bolinopsis microptera is the source of this 457-nucleotide messenger RNA. RefSeq names its product neurobeachin-like. The transcript is spliced from 6 exons. Bases 119 to 457 code for a protein of 112 amino acids. NCBI's taxonomy places the organism in Eukaryota, Metazoa, Ctenophora, Tentaculata, Lobata, Bolinopsidae. The record is from RefSeq and is a predicted model, not a curated record.
UCGCAAAUCCAUUCCUCCAGAGAGUUUGGCAUAUGUACGAAGUAUUGUCAGUACUAUAGUCAAAGUUGAGGGUGAAAGUAUCAACCAGUCCGUUCUCACUCCAAUCUACACUCUGUUGAUGGGAUCUGAAAGUUCAGACUACAUCAGAGAUCCCGCUGCUAUCUGGAUAUUGCUGGAGUUACUGCCCUACCUCAACCAUGCGUUACAGAUGGAGAUUUGGCAACGCUUGAUAUCUAUCGUGGGUAGAUCCCUCAGAAAUCUACAAAUGUGCUGUACGCUAGCUUUAGUACCGCACUGUCUUGAUCUUAUUUCCGAAUGCGAGUCAGAUAACCAGGACGCAGUUGCGAGUAGAAUAGCUGAAUUUGUGGGAACGAUAACGUCAUACGAUCUGUCUGUUGACGAGCUGAGGCUACUGCUGGACACUUUGACUGCUGUUGAUAAUAAAUGGAUACGAUAA